This is a messenger RNA of Paramecium pentaurelia, 309 nucleotides long. The record is from the annotation of a GenBank genome assembly. NCBI's taxonomy places the organism in Eukaryota, Ciliophora, Oligohymenophorea, Peniculida, Parameciidae.
AUGGAUGAUUAUGAUGAGUUUUCUGAUAACUCUAUUGAAAUUACAAUAAAUGAGUAUCAAGGAAAGGAGUCACAUAAAGUGGAAAAAAGUAUUAUUAGGUACUUGAAAAACUUGGGUCUUAAAAUGAAUACCAAUCCUAUGAUAAAACAAAUAAAAUAUGAAAGGUCGAACAAUUAAAUCAUUGAUGUUAUAACUUCAAAAGCCCUGUCUUCUUAUGGUAAUGUUUUGAAGGAAACAGAAACAGAUUAUAAGAUCUUAUUCUAAAAAAAUCAAUUCUUGAAAAGAAUAAGAAAACCAAUCACUCUUUGA